CCCAUGCAGCAAACUGACAGAUAACCAUGUGGAUUUUGCGGUUUAUAUGCAUUUGAAUUUUCCUUUCUACCAUUUCGUUCGCGUGUAGUGCGUUGAGCACGUGGAUAUUCCGUCAAAUAAAACAUUGUGAUGUGCGAAGCCCGAAAAUAGUUAGGUUAAGAAAUGAUUGAAGACGUUGAAAGUAGUUUAGUGUCGUCGAAAUUAGAAGUUGUCAGUGGAAAACAACAGAAUGGGGUUGGAAACCACGAAGAAAACAACAACAAACACCCCGCAGAUGGGGGAUCCAGGGCUUGGGUGAUAAUGUUGGCUUCGUUCUUUUGCAAUGGAAUAUUAUUCGGUGUCAUCAAUUCCUAUGGUGUCCUUUAUUCAGAAUUCCACGAUAAUUUACUUAAAAGAAAUGUUACCAAUGCAUCGGGAAAAGCAGCUUUGAUUGGCUCCUUCUCAAUGGGCACAGUAUUCUUCGUUUCUCCAGUAGCUGGAGUACUUACUGAUUAUAUCGGCAUCAGACGGACCACUUUCUUGGGCGGCGCCAUAGCUUCUGGUGGCAUGUUACUAUCUUCUUUCUUCAUAGACGAUAUAGUCAUCAUGUGUAUUACGUAUGGAGUUAUGUAUGGGCUAGGAGGAGCCUUAAUGUACACACCCUCACUGGCGAUUCUAGGACACUACUUUAAGAAAUAUUUAGGAAAAGUAAAUGGAUUCGUAACAGCUGGCAGUUCGGUGUUUACGAUAGCAAUGCCAUAUUUGAUAGACGUAUUUUUGAAAAAUUUUGGGAUAGAAUGGACCCUGAGGUUUUUAGCCAUAAAAUCGAGUUUCAUUAUGCUGUUCGCCUUCCUAUUUAAGCCAGUAACUACAACUAGUUCAACCAAAAAGAAGCAAAUAUCAUUUCGCAGUAUUUUUAACCUUGCGUUACUGAAAAAUUUCAAAUAUGUCGUCUGGGUGUCGACGAUCGCAUUUUCAUUAUUCGGCUAUUUCGUACCUUACGUCUAUAUGCCGAAACUUGUGAAGGAGAAAUUUGAAGAUGGCUCUGAUACUAAGCUGCCCAUAAUGUGUAUUGGAAUAGCAUCAGGUAUUGGAAGACUUAUUUUUGGCUAUAUAGCUGAUUUGCCAAAAGUAAACAGGAUAUACAUGCAACAGCUCAGUUUCUUUAGCAUAGGUCUCAUGACUAUGCUAUUGCCUUUCACUGUUGGACACUAUGCAUGGCUGGUUGUCAUUACGUUAGCCAUGGGGCUUUUUGACGGCUGCUUUAUUUCUCUCUUAGGUCCCAUUGCAUUUGAUCUCUGCGGCCGAGAAGGGGCUACCCAAGCCAUCGGUUUCCUGUUAGGGCUAUGUUCAAUUCCUCUAACACUCGGACCAUAUGUUGCUGGUCUAAUUAUCGACAGCCAGCAUACUUAUACGCUACCAUUCGUAUUGGCUGGCAUCCCACCUGUGAUAGGCUCAGUAGUAAUGUUUGUGAUAAAAUGUUCAGAAGCCCCAAAAUCGAAUGUUUCCAUAUACAGAACGAAUUUUGUGAAAGAAGAACCAUAUGAAAAAGAAACACUGGCCAAGCAAGAAGAGGACGUCAUGUAGUUAAAGUCAAUCAGAUAAUUGUCUCGAGAAAGAAUAUUUGCUUUCACUUAUUCUGCUAAUUGAGCUUUUCAGGGUAAUAUUUUGGAAACUUGCAGCAAUUAUGAAUCUUUUUAAACGAGGGAUCGUAUUUGAUCAUUUUUAUACAAGGUGUCCCAAAAGUAGUGGAACGGUCGAAUAUUUCGCGAACUAAACAUCGGAUCGAAAAACUGAAAAAUACGUGUUCAAUCAUUUUCAAAAAUCUAUCCAAUGACACCAAACACCAAUCCCCACUAUACCCCCUGGGGUGGGGUGGGGGGUAACUUUAAAAUCUUAAAUAGAAAGCCCCAGUUUUUCUUGCAGAUUUUAAUUCGUUACGUAAAAGUAAGCAACUUUUAUUCAAGAACUUUUCGAACUGUGGAUAGAUGGCGCUAUAAUUGGGAAAAACGAUUUAUCCUGAUACCAUAGGUAAAUUAUAAAAACGGUCUAGUAUCUCACAAAAUGCACUUCCAAAUGAGAAACUAAAAAAAAAAGAUUUUUAAUCUUUUUCGACCCUCUGGAGGUGGGGUGGGGGUAACUUUAAAAUCUUAAAUAGCAACCCCCACUUUUUAUUACAGAUUCGGAUCCGUCAUGAAAAAUUAAGCAACAUUUAUUCGAAACAUUUUUUAGGAUUGUUAAUAGAUGGCGCUUUAACUGGAAAAAUACGAUUUAUUAGCGCCAUCUAUCAAAAAUUUAAAAAACUAUUUCGAAUAAAUGUUGCUUAAUUUUUUAUGACGAAUCCGAAUCUGCAAUAAAACGUGGGGGUUGUUAUUUAAGAUUUUUAAGUUACCCCCCCCCACCCCCACCCCACCUCCAGGGGGUGGGUUGGAGGGUAAUGUUUGGUGUUAUUCGAUAGGUUUUCGAAAAAGAUUAAAAAUCUGUUUUUUGGUUUCUCAUUUGGAAGUGUAUUUCGUGAGAUAAUGACCGUUUCUAUAAUUUACCUAUGGUAUCAGGAUAAAUCGUUUUUCCCAAUUACAGCGCCAUCUAUUCACAGUUCAAAAAAAUGUCUUGAAUAAAAUUUGCCUACUUUUACGUAAAGAAUCCAAAUGUGCAAGAAAAACUGGGGGUUUCCAUUUGAGAUUUUAAAGUUACCCCCACCCCACCUCCAGGGGGUGUAGGGGGAUUGGUGUUUGGUGUCAUUGGAUAGAUUUUUGAAAAUGAUUAAAAACGUAUUUUUCAGUUUUUCGAUCCGAUGUUUAGUUCGCGAAAUAUUCGACCGUUCCGCUACUUUUGGGACACCCUAUAUAUGGUAACUGCAAUUAUGAAAUGCAUAUUAUUUAUUUUUAAAACGGUUUUAAUUAAAACAUUAUUUGUAGUCCUAAUUAAUUAAGUCUAAAAUAUAGUUAUAUGUGAUACAUGUAGGUAUAUUCUUAAGUCACAAAAGAAAUCUUAAUUUUUUUCGUACUCUUUCUAAUUUGAACAUUUCACGUUGUCGUGAAUAAAUCUCUCGUGAAUGAAAAUGUGAUUAAAUGGAGACCAUGGCUAAGAAGAAGCGUAGAAAGAUCUUAACAAAUAUGGUAUAAGAAAGAAGGACUCAAUUGGUACCGGCAAAUCCAGAAUAGAGAAAACGGGAGAGCAAUAAGAUAAAAGAUAGUAAAAUUUAAUAAAAAAUGUUUUGUCCUGGUAAAAGGUAUAUUAGUUUAAAAAGCCCCCAUAGGGCUACAAACAUAUAAACAAAACGUUUUCGCUCUGUAACAAGAGCAUCAUCAGUGUUACCUAAAAUAAGUAUAACCGUAUUAAUUAAGGCAAAAUGUUAAAGUUAAAAUGAUGACCAAGGUAAAAGCAAAGUUUGGUUAUACUUACAAGAACAUGGUGAGCCACCCAAAAAUACAAAGGUUGAAAUCUUUUAAAAAUAGACUAAAAGUCUCACAUAAAAGAUAGGAGAGCAGAUGCAGACGAAGAAGAAAAACUCAUCUACUCGUAAACUAAACAUUGAUAACUAGAGCAAUUUUGGUCACAUCCUCAUUAUUUAGUAAAAAAGCGUCUAAGGGCCGGUUGUUCGAACGCUAAUCAACAAUGAUCAUUAUUAAAUAUUUAAUUACUGUCACCAAAACUGUCAAUGUCAACUUUGUUUGGGUUGCUGAAAACAUAAUUAAUUACAAUUAUGAGAUUUAUUAUUAAUUAUGUUAAUAAUUAUUGUUAUUUUAAUUGAUUAUAGUCUCAGAAUUGUAAUUAAUUAUGUUUUAACAAUUGACAUUGACAGUAAUUAAUUAUUUGAUAAUGAUCAUUGUUGAUUAGCGUUCGAACAACCGGCCCUUAAUGAUAUUUUUACUUCGACCGAUUAAAAUUACUUAGAAACAUUAUAGUAGCUCGUUCUUGGCCGAGAUCUAUUAUAGUUAAUAUUCUUGCCAUUUAUGUUUUAAAUAGGGCUUUUCAUUCACAGUCAUUUGUUUCGAGCUUCUGUCAUGUGUCACAUAAUAUUAAUAUAUCUACGUCGUACGUUAUUGGUAUUACCAAUGAUACAAACCGAAGACGUAUGACGUAAAUAUAUUAAUAUUAUGUGACACAUGACAGAAGCUCGAAACAAAUGACAAUCGAUGAAAAGUCCUAUAGUCAUGUUUUGAUAAUUUUUAAGUGCCAUUUCGUACAGCUGCAAGUUUUCAAAUUUUAACAUUAUAAUACAAUUACUGCCACUAUACAACUUUUAAAUGAUUGCUUUUUAGCAAAUAUGAUAAAUAAAUUUAAUAUUUGUGGUAUAGUGGCAAUAAUUGGGGUUUGUUUGAAGUUUUUACAACUAGUUUUAAUUUUAUAGAAUUUUUUGUAUGAAUGCACGUUGCUAUAUAUUUUUAAUUCUAUAGUGCAACUUCUAAUUUCACCAAUUUUAACGAAAUUUAGUGCAUUAUUAGGCUGUGAAAACUGAAUAUCAAAAACAAAAGAUGUGAUAAUGUUCGCCUGGUAUAUUAAAAAUUACCAAUACUUUGUUGACAAGUGCAAUAUAUAAUUUAUUGUAUACAGCACAUUCUAUCAGACAUAUAAAAUAUUUUAAUGAAAAAAUAAAUAAUUAUAAAAUAAAAUUUUCACUAUACACUGUCGGAAAAUACUAACCUAGAAUGACAAUUGUCAUUUUACCCGUUGACAUUGAUUGGUUUUUCCAGAGAACGUCUUAAGUGUAUGUUGGUGUACCUCUUAGAGUAGGGAAUUUUACUCGUGAAGUUGACCAGUAAAAUUCCUUACUUUAAGUUGUACAGUACGUACAAUAUAGAUACCGUUGCACGUCAUCCGCGUCAUAGCACGUGACGUCACAUGAUAUUAUUUUUCUCGUGAGCAUCUUUCAGUGCGUCACAGUUUUUCGAUUUCUUUCUAACGCAUUAAAUUGUAUGUGACAGAAAAAAGGCACGUCGGUGAUUACAGACAUUUAUAACAUUUAUUCUAGUUGUCGAUAGAUGGCGCUAUAAUCGAAAAAAAUUAUUUACGAAUUAUAUAAUAUAUCUGCGAAUAUAAUCUGUACAAUUUAUAAGACUAUACAAAUCAAAGAAAAUACCAUUUUAUAAAUGCAAUAAAUACAAUUGAUUUGUUUUAUGCCAAAUUGCAAAUAAAAUGUGACAACUGUCAGAUUUAACUAAAAUGUCAUGUUAGAUUAAUGUUGUAAAUGUGUAUUAUCACGAACUUACCUUUUUUUCUAUCAUUUAUGACGCACUGAAAAAUGCUCAUGAAAAAGACCAUACCAACACGAAAUAUUUAAGUGGUAGGUAUGUUCCUUUUUAGAACCGUUUAGCCAAGUACAUACACUGGAAUUACGGCUACUAGACAUAUUUUAUUAUAUACGCGUAGGAAUGAUAUUAGAAGAUUUCUAUUAAUGUAAAUUGAAAUAAACAUACCCUAACUUGUUUCAUUUAAUUUGUGUAAGUGGAAUAUAAAGCGUUUUUAUAAAGCACACUCAUUCGAAUUGCACUCUAACUGAACUAGAACAAAGUAGACAUUUUGGCAUAAAUUGGUAACAUUUAUUUGACAGUUGCAGUUUUAUUCUUUACUAUAAGUAUUUGUUUUAUUAUAUUUAUAGUUUUUAUUAUUUACUUUAACGUAAGAUUAUAACUUAAUUCUUGUUUUCUAUUUCUAAUGUGUUUAUUUAUUUACAUUGAAUAUUGUUGUUUUGUUGUAUAAUCCACUUCCGCAAUAAUUAUGUGAUAUAUUUGAUUUAAAAUGAAUUCAAGACAUUUUUGUAAUUGGGCAACAAUGUCUACUUAUCUCUGACGUAGAUAAUGACGUGCAAAGGUAUGUAUAUUGUACGGACUGUACCUAUAUGGAGAGUACUUAUGACGUCAUUUGUAUGUGUAUGUGUGGUCACAUAAAUCGUAGAAGAGAAGACAAUGUGGUGACUGGUAUUAUUGUCGCCUGAUAGGGAUUAAUCAAAUUUUAUUCUUUUAUCAAUCGAUCUAUGUUCAGAUUUACACCUACAUACACAUAAUAUUGAUUUGUUAAUGGUGUUGGUAAUUAAAACUUAUAUUAUUUUAAUUUGGAAAAAUGUGAAAUUAGUAAUGUACUUGGAAUUAAAAAUGUGGUGUUCUUUUAACAAAUUUAAAUUAAUUUAAAAGUAUUAGUAGUGAAUCGACGUUUUUUUAUUUAUACCAUUAGUUACUUAGAAACAUGUUUAAGCAGUUUCGAUUCUUUUUAAGUUACAUUUAUAUUUUUUGGUAUUAGAAUUAUUAGGGUGAGACAGAUUUAAAGUACAGAGGCUUCCAGAUUUAGUUGUGGCGCAUAUUUAAUAGAUCGCCGUCCAGGUUUGGACUAAGCCGGUUUGGAGACCUUUUAAAUGAAGUCAAUCCUCUGCAGAUAUAAAAUGCACACCUUUCAGGCGGGAUCAAUGAAUGAGCUUCUCCUAGACGUAAGUCCCUAUCUCUAAUUGUAUUAUUUAUCCAUCAACUGCGUCGCGUCGGUCCACUCGUGAAUUUCAAUUGAAAGCCGCAAGUCCGUUUGGAUCUUAUACUGUUGCACUUAAAUUUUUAUAUUGUGGCCAACAUGUAUGUAGCUUGAACCAUGGAGCCAACUAUUGAGCCUAAGAUGAGUAGAUGCGUUGAUAUAGGAACAAAACAAAAUUAUCAUCUUGUGGUAUUAAUUAUAAAAAAUUGAUAUGAAGAUUUUAUUACUAAUUACGAAAAUUUAUAUCUAAGUAAAGUGAACUUGAUGAAAUCAAUAUGUUUAUAAAAAUCUGUACAAUCUGCACCAAAAGUUUUGCGUUGUGUAGUGUCAAAAUUCUAAUUUGCGAGAAAUCGAAAAAUGAUUAUUGAGAAUAAAUUGAAUAUGAACAUUAACAUUUAUGUGUCAUAUCAGUCAUACGCGUAAUAGUCAAAUCAUUUGGUAGUUUUACCUGAAAAGUUUUCCGGGAGUAUUAAAAAUUGGGAAUUUUAUGGAUUUCGGUAUGCUCUUUUCCAACUUCAACUUUGCUACCUCGUAUCUCCGCCGCUCGCGCCGCCAUAUUGAAAAAAUGGCGCCUAAUAACAGUUUUUUGGGAAUAUCUCCUUUCCGCCGAAUUUUACGGAAAAAACAUUUAUGUACAAAAUUAAACUAGAAAAAAUUUUCUACAAUAUAUGUAUUUAUAAUUUCAAUUUUCCAAACUCCGGAAAAUUUUCCAGGUAACCCUCUAUUUUCGACCAAAUUACUGAACUAUAAUACAAAUAAUGAGAAAAGAAACAAUGAUUAGUAAUAAAAACAGAGACAUAGCACUGGAAACUAUUGAAAAAAAUUAAGAAAAGAAAAAAAAACUAUUAUCCUAAUCCAGAUCUGGCCAUAUGGCUCUCACUCCGUCUAAGGGAAAAAUUCUGUCAUCCCAGAUACCUACGGCUAAAAAGGAUUGAGCUCUGGUGGGACUCUUUCCCCGUGUUAUCGAGCCCUAGGUGACUUGGUAUGCUGGAGUAUUAGUUCUAAAAUAAUAUUAUACAUACUUAUAGUACUGAGAUAUGUUUCGAAAAUGUGGACUAUGUCCAUUAUCUACAAAUCUUUGAAUAAAAGAUUUUAAAAAGGAUAUUUGCUACAAUCUGAGAAGAUAACUGAAUGAAACUACCCAGCCAAAUGAUCCCUAGUACUAUUGUAUGAAGUAAUUGGGAGUAAACUGAAAACUGAGGUGAAAGGAUUAUGUAAAAGGAUUGGCAAUGUACAUGGUGGAACAGAAUAAGGCUCAAAUAGAUGUUCUACUAUUGAUGAUGAUGGUAAUGAUGGUUAAUCAUUGACUAUAAAUAAAUAAAACUAAAUAGGAAUUCACGGUUUGGAACUUUAAAACUGAUAAUAAGCUGAAAAACCUGUAAUGUCCUGUAUCAUUUAUUAUUUUAGGGAUCGUCACAGUAUGUGUAAGUUUUAAACAAAAUCUAGGAUGUACAUAUUUCGUUCUUCCCCUCAUGCAAUAUGAUAUACAGCACAGGUGACUGGUGAGAUCUUAUAUGAUCGUCAAAAAAAAAACAUAUUUUUACUCAAAACUAAGGUGUAGCUAGAAAAUCACUUUCUAAGCUUCUUCAGGAGCGUGAAAGAAACGAUAUGGUAUUGGUGAUUGGUGACAAAUAAGGGAGUAUAAGCGGAGGCGAAAACAAUUGUUGUUUAAACUUCUGAUAGUGACAGCUUAGUCGUAUCUUCCCAUAGAUACCCAAAACGAGGCGUCCAAAUCUGGAAGAUAUUUAGUUGUAGCAUAAAUACCUAAACAUAAAUUGUCAUUGUUCAUCAUGCAUAUAUUUUUUAUUUAUUUUAUAAUUCGGCUUUAUUUACAUUGGAAAUAUUCGGAACAGGUAAUAUUUUUUCUUGUAUCUAUCUUUUUGAUCUCAUCGGGCCUCAGGAACCAGAAAUCGAGUUAUUUUCUUCUUCGCUCAAAUCCUUAUGUCUCUCAGCGUCGGCGUCGGUUUGUUUAUUUUAAUCGUUGUUGCUUAUCCAUUCCUUCGAGUUUUUUCGGUAUACACUCAUUGCUCUCAUGUCUUUAAUGGUAUUUCCUCUUUUAUUCAAAUUUUGGUUAUUAUAUUUAUCCAGCUUCACCUUUGUACUUUCUUUUUUCUUUUAUUGGUUCUCGUUUCUUUAUUACCCUUGCUUCUAUUAUCUUCUUUGUUGAAUUGUUUUGGCUUUUCAUCAUUAGAUGUUGGGAACAGCCCAACUAUUUCCUCUCGAUGUUUUUCAGUAUAGGUUUCUGGUUUAUCUGUUGUCUAAUUUGUUAUUUCUCAAUCUAGGUGUAUAUUUUGGUCUUUCAAGUAAUCCUAAGAUAUUUAAUUUUUACAAUUGUUAUUUUUGUUUUCUGUUUAUUUUUGUGUAAUAUCCAUGCUUCACUGUCAUAUACAGGGUGUCCAGAAACUCUACCGACAAAAGAAGACAGGAGAUUCCUCAGAUAAUUUUAAGACAAUUUAACCCAAUUCACCUAGUUCGAAAAUGCUUCUGAAGGGAGCUAGAGCUCUUUGAAGAUGGCGUCAGGAAAUUAGUUUUUCUUAAAUACCUUCAGAAGGCUUCUAUUUAGAAAAACGAAAAUUGGUAUGCAUAUUUACUUUUCAGAGAUGAAUCGAUUCCAUUGAUUGCAAAUUUCUAGUACCGGUCAUAGGCGUCCGUUUUGGGUAGAGCAACGGGUAUUUUAUCGUAUAACUUUUUGUCCUUAACUUUUAUGCAUUUUUGACACCGGAUUAUUAAAUUGUGAGGUAUUAUAGUACUAGAAGGUACUCUUGCUUUAAGUCGGUAGGAUGCACCGUUUUCUAGAAAAAUCGAUUUGAAAGUUUUUCGUUUUUGGAAUUUGAAAAAAAAAUUGAAAGAACUUUUCAACAAAAAGCGAAGUAUUUUACCAACAUAAAGUAAGAGUAACUUUUAGUACUCGAAUACCUCAUAAUUUAAUAAUCUAGUGUCAAAAAUGCUCGAAAAUUAAAGACAAAAACAUUAUGCUACAAAAUAACUGUUGACCUACCCAAAACGGACGCCUAUGACCAGUACUAGAAAUUCGCAAUUAAUGAAAUGAUUUAUCUCUGGAAUAUAAAUAAAUGUACCAGUUUUCGUCUUUCUAAACAGUUUUUUUUUGAAAUUUUUUUUUGUAAUUCAGAAAGUGAAAAAUUUUCAAAUCGAUUUUUCUAGAAAACGGUGUGUCCUACCGAUUUAAAACAAGAGUACCUUUUAGUACUAGAUUACUUCACAAUUUAAUAAUCCAGUAUCAGAAAUGCAUAAAAGUUAAAGAUAAAAAAGUUAUGCGAUAAAAUAACCGUUGCCCUACCCAAAACGGACGCCUAUGAUCGGUACUAGAAAUUUGCAAUGUAUCGAUUAGAUUUAUAUCUUGAAGAUAAAUACGUGUACCAAUUUUUGUUUUUUUAAAUAGAAGCGUUCUGGAGGUAUUUAAGAAAAACUAAUUACAAGACGCCAUCUUCAAAGAGCUCUAGCUCCCUUAAGAAGCAUUUUCGGACUAAGUGAAUUGGGUUAAAUUAUCUUAAAUUUACCUGAGGAAUCUCCUGUCUUCGUUUGUCGGUAGAGUUUCUGGACACCCUGUAUAAUACAAAGGAUAACGAUGGCAUUACAAACUUUAAAUUUAACUCUUGUAUUUAUAUCUUUAUUUCCAAACAUUGUUUUAUUUUUUUAUGCACAGUAUGUGUAGGGGACAACGAUUGUGGUAAAAACUCAUUUUACACAGUUUUACAUGUGUAUUUAUUUCUUGCUUUCAAAAUAUUAUUUUAUUCAAUGCAUAGUAUGUGUUAGUUACCUUUUUCGUCUUUUUGUUAUAUGUAUAUACAUACGUCUAUUUUUCCAUCAUUACAAAUUUUAGUCUCCUAAGCCAGGGGUCUCCAAUUAUUUUCCCUGAGGGUCCGUUUCGAAAACCUAUGACACUUCCGGGGUCCGGAUUUAUGCUGCCUGUGUCUGACUGUUCUGAUUCCGUUUCUUUGUGGAUUCUUGUUAAAAAAUAUCCCCUAUAAACAAAUCAGAAGGGUGCCAGGCAAAAUUUUUGGGCAUAAAUUGUUUAAUAUUUUUUUAACAAAUUCAAAACAUCACCUUUUUUGCCCGCGAAAAUAUGUUUUUGGCAUUUUUGGGUCAUCUUAAAUAAAAAAGAUCUGUCAUUUUAUUAAAACUUAAGAGUUUUCAAGCAUCGCAAAUGCAUAUUUUCGCAUUUUUCAGAUUUUAAAUCGCUUAUAACUAGAAAACUAUCAACUUUUCAGAAAUAUGACAAGAUACCUUUAUUGUUUAUAAUUACCCAAGAAACCUAAAAAUACAUUUUCCGAGGCAAAAAAGUAAUUUUGAAUUUGCUUAAAAAAUUGUUUCACCCGCACGUUUUUGAACAGGAAUCCGCAAAGAAAUCGAGUCAGAAACAUUUUUCAUACGAAAGUGACCUCACACAUAGACUAAUAUGAAAAGGAAAACUAAUAAUAUCUGAUUGUUUUUUGGUUACAAUAUACUUUUCUGUAAGUUUUCCUGGUACAAUAAAUAAAAUAUGAAUUCAUUGUGUAUUGUUUUGAUGUUAUAUUGAUUAUCAGUAUAUUUUGAAAACAGCAGUAUUGUAAAUUGUUACUGAAUAUUUUAAAAAUUAGGAAUUUAUAUUUUGAAUGCUAAUGAAGUUUUUAGACAUCUUCAAUUUUGUAGAAAGAAACUGAGGAAAUUAAAAUAAAUAAUAAUAGUACAAAAUGCUAAUUAACAUGUUAUCUUUUCUACAUUAGUUUCAAUGCAAGGUGUUUGUUGCAAACUUAUUAAAUCUGAAAAUUAUUUUAAUUAAAUGCACAUCUGAAAAGUACUCCUACUUAAUAUCUAGUAGAGAGAAAAUGAAUAUAAAAAAUGCACAUGACAAUUUUAUAUUACAGCUUACUUAAUUUCAAAAUUAAUGAUUAGUAAGUAUAACAAUAAGGGGGAAAACUCUUUAUAAAAUUAAAUUAUCAGAGAGAAAAAUGACAUUUUUUUAUGUAUAACCUGUCUGAAGUUUGGAGUGAGCUUAGUGCAACUGAGUCUCAUUAGGGAGUUGGGAUAUUCAUCUGUUAAGUGGGAUCUCUACCGAUUUUUAAUAAAGUUCAUUCUUGAUAAAGCGGCUUCGCACACAUAAGUUGAGCCAAACAUAGUACACAAUUUCAUGGCCAAACAUUUUCAAAAUUGCCAAACACUGGGUAUAUUCUGAAUUUAUUGAGGGUCCGCACAAAACUAGCUUACGGUCCGGAUGCGGACCGCGGUCCGCUAAUUGGUGACCCCUGUCCUAAGCAAUCAUAUUUAUGUUUCUACUAUCUUCAGUUAUUUCUCUUUGAUUUUGAUUGUUUGAUUCACUGUUUUGUUUUUAUUAUUUAUUAUAAUUAUUUUGCUCCUUUCGUCGUUUAUUUCCUUCUUCAUAUCUUCUAUCCAUUCUCUUGGAUCUGUCAAUUUCUUCAAUUGUUCGUAACUUUCUGCUAAAAUAACUAGAUCGUCUACAUUCUAUUAUCUACUAUCUUCUUACUUUAUAUCUCUUUGCAUACCGAAAUUUUCAGAUCUUUUCCAUUUGGUUCCAGUUUUUUUCUGGCUCUUGCUUGGACUGCAUUGUAGGCGACCAUGUCAUUCAUAUUCUUUGUUCUUCUAUCGAGUUAAAGUAAUUUCUGGUGUUUAGUUUGUUUUCUAAUCUAUUUAAGGGGCAUCAUCCAUAUUGUUCUUGCAUUGUAUUGUAGAUGUUUUAAAACAACAUUAAUUUCUGGUGUUUAGUUUGUUUUCUAAUCUAUUUAAGGGGCAUCAUCCAUAUUGUUCUUGCAUUGUAUUGUAGAUGUUUUAAAACAACAUUUUUCAUCAAAGAUCAUUAACAUACUAAAUAGUUUUAUACACACGUCUUAAUAUUUUCAACAUACUUUAAUAAUAGAUCUCGCAUUUAAUAGUAUAGUUUACAUUCAAAUCAUAUGCAAACUAUUUGUAAUCAAAAUAGUAAAAGAUGAAGCCGUAAUAGAUUUGUUCACAAACCAUAUGACAUUUAUCUAGGUUAAAAUAGUAGUUCUUUCAGUGUUAUAUUGAGCUUAUAAUACUUACCUAAAGUACUAGGUUGUUAUAGGAGCUUGUAUAGUCACCGUUAGAAUAGCAUACAAGUGUAGUCUCUGACUAGUGUUUUCGUAGUUAAUUACGGAUCUUUAUGCCAAUCUGUAAGUCUGUUCCCUAAGUUUCCAGAAGUAGAAUUUAUUUAUAAAAAUUUCUGUUGAGACACACGAGAAUAAUCUUAAUUAGUUUAGCUAAAGCUAGACCUUUUGGUAACAGAUAAUUUUAAUAAAUAUUCUCUUCUCUUCUUUCUAAUUUGAAGCUGGUCGUUACCUUUUUUACUAACCUGCCAUAGUUAUUUAUGUAUAUCUAUAUGUUUUUAAAUAUUUUAUAAUCAAAAUCAUUGUCUUUAUUAUACUAUUUUGUCUACAUGUCAACCAAAGAUUUUGUUGUUCCUUGCUCUCACCCACUUAAAAUGUACGACAAUAACAUUUGGGAGAAAAGAAUCUCAUAUCGAAUAUUUGUGAUUGUAUUGUAAACUACACGAAAGAUAAAAUUAUGAAUAGUAGUAGGCAAUAAUUAUGUAUAACACCUAUUUUGUAAUAUCGUUAAAGAGAAAAAAGAUAAUAUAUUAUAUCCAUCGUUAAGGUUAGCAUUUAAAGAGAAUGAUUCCUGCCGUAUAGACUUUUAUCUUUUACAUAUCAAUACAAAAUAUUAAUUGUUAAUAAAAAUUUGUUAAUAGCGUA
Molecule: messenger RNA, 13163 nt
Organism: Diabrotica virgifera virgifera (western corn rootworm)
Lineage: Eukaryota; Metazoa; Arthropoda; Insecta; Coleoptera; Chrysomelidae
Gene: kar
Product: monocarboxylate transporter 10
Exons: 6
Coding region: 163-1566 (467 amino acids)
Biological process (GO): transmembrane transport
Molecular function (GO): monocarboxylic acid transmembrane transporter activity
Source: RefSeq, a predicted model, not a curated record